GUCAGGAUAUUGUAAAAGAAGGGAUAAGGAAAAAUAAUAGUGGCAGACUGAGAAAAUUAGGGAGAAAUGGAGGGAGAGGAUCGGAAUCCAGAAAUUUAGGAACAGAACAGUAAAUUGAUUUCCAUGGGCGAAGGCGGGGUCGCAUCCCGUGUACUCCCUCUCCCUCUGCCGGCCAAACCAUCGUUUCUUCUUCAUCUCAUUUCCAUUUCUCCGUCACUGCUACUCUCUCGCCGGUUUCUCCAUUUCCACAGUGGCAGUAGCAGCAACUUCCUCUCCUGAUCGCCAUCACCCGCUUCGUUUUUUUCAUCGUUUUUCUCUGGACUGUAGAAGAGGGUCAUUGAGAUCAAAGAUUUGAAGUGUCAAAUGUUUUGGGAUGAACUCCAAGAUAUGGAUGAAGACUUGUGUUUGGAAACAACUAAUGUAUUAGAACGAUAAGGGCUAUUAUUCAGCCAUGUCAGAGAAAGCUCUUAAAGCACUUAACACAGUGCCUGGACUGGAAGGGAGCAAUGAAAGCCCUUGUAAAGGGGAUCUUAGCAAACAAGGUCUAGUGAGUGCUAAUGGGAAUGUUGAAGAGUUGAAAAGACCACAAGUAAAUGGUGAAAACAGUAAUCCUGGAGCUGAGGUUGGUAGUUCAGAAGUAGAAUAUAUCGAAGCUGAGAAUUUGACUGAUCUAGACGAUGUUUCAUCGAGCCUUAAGACGCUCGUAGCUGGAUUAAGCUCAAAAGAUUGGGUUUUGGUUUGUGAAGCACUGAACAAUACGAGACGGAUAGCAAUAUAUCACAGGGAAGACAUGCUUGAUAUGCUGGGAGAUGUGAUAUCACUUUUGGUGAAAUCAAUGAAAAAUCCUCGAAGUGCUGUCUGCAAAACUGCACUUAUGACAUCUGCAGACAUUUUCAGUGCUUAUAAUGACAAACUGAUUGAAUCAUUGGACCCCAUGCUGUUGCAGCUUCUUCUGAAGUCUUCUCAAGACAAACGUUUCGUGUGUGAAGCGGCUGAGAAAGCUCUGGUAGCAAUGACUACAUCGUUUUCCCCUGAAUUGUUGCUACCAAAAUUGGAACCAUAUCUUAAGCACCGAAAUCCGAGAAUUCGAGCCAAGGCUUCAACGUGCUUUUGUCGAAGUGUCCAACGACUGGGUGUUGAAGGGAUAAGAACAUUUGGGAUUGACAAAUUGAUUCAAACAGCAGCAUCCCAGCUCAGUGACCAGCUUCCCGAGUCGAGGGAGGCUGCUCGAAUUCUCCUUCUGGAGUUGCAAUCUGUGUACACAAAGUUUCCCGACCUCCCAACAACGAUGCCUGAAGACCCAGAGAAGGUCUCUUGGGAAGACUUUUGUCAAUCAAAGCUCUCCCCUUUAAGUGCACAAGCUGUUCUUCGUGUCACGAACGUUUCUUGGGAAGGUAUUGUCUCGAGUUCUUGAUGCUUAGUAAUGAUGAUAAUAUCGAAACUUCAAUGAGUGUACCCCCCCUUGUUCUUGAAUCUCUAGCCAUGUGAGGAGCUUUAGAACGGCUAGCGUAUAGUCCAUGAUAGCUAUUAUUCUUUCCCUUUCUUUUGGUUUGCCUUGUCAUGUAAAUUCUUUCAAAACUUUUGAGGUACUCAGAAUACGGUUGAAGUGUGUAGCUUUUGCUAUUUUUUUGGCCUAUACCUUAUAGUUACUUCAAUAUUCUUUCAGAUCCACUUGAAACUCGACAUUUUUGGUGUGAAUAUUAUCAAUACAAAACUUGAUAUCAGUUCAUUGUUUUGAUAUCA
This is a messenger RNA of Cucurbita pepo subsp. pepo (vegetable marrow), 1743 nucleotides long. The record is from RefSeq and is a predicted model, not a curated record. Lineage: Eukaryota; Viridiplantae; Streptophyta; Magnoliopsida; Cucurbitales; Cucurbitaceae.